UAAAACGAUGGAGGAUAUUAAGGAGAAGUUUGCUGGAACAUGGAAGAUGGUUAGGAGCGAAAAUUUCGAAGAAUUUCUUGCGGAAGUUGGCGUUAAUUUCUUUAUUCGGAAGAUGGCAGCUCUGGCGAAACCUACAACCGUUAUAUCUGUAAAUGAAGAUACUAUCACCAUAGAACAGAAAACAGGAAUUCGAGAUAAGGUGGAUACGUUCAAACUUAAUGAGGAAUUCGAGAAAGAGAUGGAAGGUACAAAAAUGAAGUGUUUGGUUGUAUAUGAAGAUGGUAAGAUCAAAUACACCAAUACCCCUAUAGCUCCUGAUUCUACAGUGAAACCUCAGACGGUCUACAGGGAAAGGUUUGGAGAGGAGCUUCUUGUACAAAUUGAAUGCGGAAAUGUGGUGUGUAAGCGUUACUUUGAGCAGGUUACAGCAUAAAACAUCAUGAUCACUGUUACAAACUGUAGGGCUUUGAAUGCAAAACAUAUAUAUUGGUGUAAGAAACUGUACGCAUAAUAAAUAAUAUCUUAAUUGUGAAAUGUUGACAUUGACCUUUGUACACAUGUACAGUGAGCAGUGUAUCAUGUCAGGAUCAAUGUAGUGCAAGUAUGUUUUAAUCGAUUUCGUUUGGAUUUUUUUCAUAUUUUAAUUAUCUAAAGCUAUUCUAGCAAUAGUUUAGAGUUUUGGGUUUUGGUAAUUAUGUUUCAAAGAUAUUUAAAUAAUAGCUUGUGUUUGGUACUUAAAGGUUAUGUGUCACAAAUCAUACUUAUAUUACAAAGUCAAUUUCAAUAUAACGAGGAUCUCAAAUUUUUACCUUUUACAGCGUCUCUGGUGAGGAAACAAUAUCUAAAACGUUUUAUGAAUCGUAUAUGAAAUAGAAACGAAUGUAAUAUUCUGUUUAUCACAUGUUUGGAUACUUUUUUCUAACAUUUUUGACAAUAUCAAAUUAUUGUUAAUAUUCCCACUCCAUAGAUAUGUGUAUAUGACAUUAUGAAGUUAUGACGAUACAAUAGAAACAGUUUGAGCAUCCAGCCAAUCACAGCUCAUCUACGUUGUAUUACACGUGUCAUAACAAAAUUAAUGUAAGAAUGGUAUCAUAUUGAAAACAGGGUAGUUAUGAUAGGGAAAUAUUCAUCGUUUAUUUUUAAUGUUCGUAAUAACAUUUUCCGUCUGUGCUAUGGAUCUGUGUGUCAUUGUAACGCUCAUUAUUAUGUAUAUGAAUAACAUUAAAUAGAUUAAACAAUUUAAUUUUGCUUCAAAUAAAAUUAAAACAAUGGCAGUGUUUAUGUACAAUGUGUGAUACUGGACUACCCUGCACGAUUCACAAUAAAUUUUGUCGAAAUUGAAAGCAUAAACAUGCUGUCAUACA
This is a messenger RNA of Ylistrum balloti, 1364 nucleotides long. Its product is annotated as fatty acid-binding protein 9-like. The record is from RefSeq and is a predicted model, not a curated record. NCBI's taxonomy places the organism in Eukaryota, Metazoa, Mollusca, Bivalvia, Pectinida, Pectinidae. The transcript is spliced from 4 exons. Gene Ontology annotation, molecular function: fatty acid binding. The coding region runs from base 8 to 433 and encodes 141 amino acids. Gene Ontology annotation, biological process: fatty acid transport. Gene Ontology annotation, cellular component: cytosol; nucleus.